Parus major (Great Tit) is the source of this 3279-nucleotide messenger RNA. It is a transcript of the gene SLC6A20, whose product is annotated as solute carrier family 6 member 20. Gene Ontology annotation, molecular function: L-proline transmembrane transporter activity. The transcript has 11 exons. The record is from RefSeq and is a predicted model, not a curated record. Gene Ontology annotation, biological process: sodium ion transmembrane transport. Lineage: Eukaryota; Metazoa; Chordata; Aves; Passeriformes; Paridae. Bases 1551 to 3182 code for a protein of 543 amino acids. Gene Ontology annotation, cellular component: plasma membrane.
UGCUGUCUGCAGACACCAUAGGGGAGCAACGCCCGGAGUCAAUGGGCAGGGAGUUGAGUAAAGCUCUGCUGAUUCACAGCUGAUAGGGAGCUGGUUUAUCGGCUGCCCAAAGUCACUUGUGUGAGACAUUUUGGUUCCACUCUUUGGGAAGAGUAGCACUAAGAGCAAGAGCUGUGUGCAAACAGGAUGCAGAGCAAGGGGCAGAGGCUUAGCCCUGGCACUCCCAGCUGCGGGGGGACACUGGGGUGAAGCAAAGCCUUCAGGCAUUUCUUCUCCUUGCCAGGCGGCACAGUCAGUGCCAAACAUGUGGCAGCGCUGCUGGGAGGGUGGAAAACCUUUGCAAGGGCCUAAUGCUGAUUCUGCUGUGGUACAUGGCAGAACUCCCUCAGUGGCUGCUGGGGCAGCUCGCACCCCACCGGCACAGAGCGGCUGCAGGAGCUCUUAAACCUCCAACAGCUCCCUUGCAGCAUAGGAAGUUAUCUAACAGACUAACAAAGGGGUUGUUAAUAACAAGAGAGCUGGGAGGUGGGAAAUUAAUUCCCAGAAUAAACCGGAUUAUUGCUCUGUGUUUAUUUCCAGAUCUUUGCUUCAGUUGCUGCACAGAGUUCAUUCCUCCACGGCGCUGCACAGAGCCCAUUGCAAGGAAUGUUAAUGCCACAGAUUAAAUCCUAAAUAAGAUAUAUUUACGUAAAUAUUUUGGCUUGCUGUAAAAAGGGAAUCAGGGAAGCCUUCACAAAAAUCCAGCUUUUAACUCAGUCAGCCGCUCUUUCUGAAGUGAGCCCCAGGCCGAAUACAAGGAUUUUAUUUUUUUCCAACAGAAAUUUAAGCCAAAGCAUAUCCUGGUUGCUGGGUGGGAAGGUCCUUUUCCUCUCCUCACUGUCAACCUUCACAUUCCUGCUCUUCGUAUUCCACAGGAGCAUCUCUGUGGCUCUCCACGUGGAGGGAAGCAGAGAUGAGCAGCCCCAUGCAGGAAGAGUCUCUACGCCUCUGUCCCAGGCUCUGCUCCCACAAGUGGGGCUCUGGGGGAAAAACCUUCAUUCAUUUGCUGGGGCUUGUGGGCUCAACAUGGGAAUUUGGGAGCUUUUUUGUUUGGUUUUUUGGUUGUUUACUUUUUAUUUUUAAGCAAGGCCAGACUUCAAUAUGUAACUCUGUUAUAUAUUGAAACAGAAGUCUGUUUGACACAGAUGUUGCUGUUACCUUCUCUUUGAGCACUUUGGCUGUGCGGCAGAACACCCCACAGUGAAGUAAAUCUUUCCCUUGUCCUCUUCAUCUCAUUAUCGUUUACAAGGUUUGGCGGGUGGUUGGUUACCCUUUAACAGCCCCAGCCCCCAGCAUUGCUCAAACCUCCUGGAUGUAUCUGGGCAGUGCCGACCAACACAGUUUAACAGCAGAAAUCCCAGCCCUGCCAAGUCCCUGCGGAAAAUUCCCUGCGCCUGGGCAGUCAGUGCCCACCAGCCUCUGGGACGCUGCCUGAAACCUCUGUGAGAUGUCCUUCAGGAUUGGGCUGUGCCCUCAGCAUUCAAGGUGGCUUUUUGAUCCCAUACCUUAUCAUGCUGAUUGCUGAGGGGAUGCCGCUGCUGUACUUGGAGCUGGCUGUGGGGCAGCGAAUGCGGCAGGGCAGCAUCGGUGCCUGGAAAAUAAUAAGCCCCUACCUCUGUGGUGUUGGAGUUGCCAGUGUUGUCGUCUCCUUCUUCCUCUCCAUGUACUACAAUGUGAUAAAUGCCUGGGCCUUCUGGUACCUCUUCCACUCCUUCCAGGACCCCCUGCCAUGGGCCACCUGCCCCCUCAACAGCAACCGCACGGGCUACGUGGAGGAGUGCGAGAAGACAUCGUCCACGCAGUACUUCUGGUACCGGCAGACCCUGAACAUCUCUCCGUCGCUGGAGGCCAGCGGGAGCGUGCAGUGGGAGCAGGCGCUGUGCCUGACGCUGGCCUGGCUCGUGGUUUACCUCUGCAUCCUCCGCGGCACCGCCUCCACCGGCAAGGUUGUCUAUGUGACAGCCUCUUUGCCAUACUGUGUUCUCAUCAUAUAUCUCAUCAGAGGAUUAACACUUCAUGGAGCUGUGAAUGGGCUUGUCUACAUGUUCACACCAAAGCUGGAGCAGCUGUCAAACCCCAAGACCUGGAUCAGCGCUGCCACGCAGAUCUUCUUCUCGCUGGGCCUUGGUUUCGGCAGCCUCAUCGCCUUUGCCAGCUACAAUGAGCCCAGCAACAACUGCCAGAGACAUGCCAUCAUCGUGUCCCUCAUCAACAGCACCACCUCCAUAUUUGCCAGCAUUGUCACUUUCUCCAUCUACGGCUUCAAGGCGACCUUUAACUAUGAGAGCUGUAUCAACAAGGUGAUCCUGCUGCUGCUGAAUGCUUUUGACCUGGAGGAAGGCUCUUUAACAGCAGACAACCUCAAUGAGAUGAAAGAUUACCUCAUGACCACCUACCCACAGGAGUAUGCACAAUUAGCACCACAGAUUAAAAACUGCAGCUUGGAAGCUGAGCUAGACACGGCUGUCCAGGGCACGGGACUGGCAUUUAUAGUCUAUUCAGAAGCGAUCAAAAACAUGGAGGUGCCCCAGCUGUACUCUGUGCUCUACUUCUUCAUGCUGCUGAUGCUGGGCAUUGGCAGCAUGCUGGGGAACACGGCUGCCAUCCUCACACCACUGACCGACAGCAAGGUCAUUGCCUCCCGCUUUCCCAAGGAGGUGAUCUCAGGUGUUGUGUGUUUCAUGAAUUGUAUAAUUGGCCUGAUCUUCACCAUGGAGGCUGGAAAUUACUGGUUUGACAUCUUCAAUGACUAUGCAGCCACCCUCUCCCUGCUGCUCAUCGUGCUGGUGGAAACCAUCGCUGUGUGUUACAUCUACGGGAUAAGGAGAUUUGAGAAAGAUCUUUACACCAUGAUUGGACGCAAGCCAAACUGGUAUUGGAAAAUUAUGUGGGCUUUUGUUAGUCCACUGCUCAUUAUAAGCCUAUUUAUUUUUUACCUCACCGACUAUAUCCUCACAGGAACGUUGCAAUACCAAGCAUGGGAUGCCACACAGGGGCAGCUGGUGACCAAGGAUUACCCCGGCUAUGCCCUGGCGGUGAUCGGGCUGCUGGUGGCAGCAUCCACCAUGUGCAUACCCCUGGGAGCACUAGUGACUUUUAUAAGGAAGAGACUGAAGAGGGAACGAGUUUCAACUGUUGCAUGAAAGCUGACAGCUGGACUUGGGAAGACCUUACCCCUGUCACCAGUGACUGGGCACUUCUGGAAGACAGCAGCAACCAUUAUUUGUAGCAGCUAUUUAU